UGUUGCUGAUGUCUCUAACAGUUUUAGGGUGCCUUUCUUUACAGCACUCAAAAAUGUCUGUGACUUAAAAUAUGAGCUAUGUUUUUAUGAGUCCGGAAUUACACUAAAUGUGAAAACAGCUUGGUGAUUAUUGCCCCGUAGCACUAGAGCAAGAGGCGACACGUAUGAAAUCAAAAUCUCCCUGUGAUUCUUUCAAGUAUCUAUUCUCUUGCUUGGUAAGUAAAUAACUUAAUGCCCGACUGUGUGUACCACGACAGCUCUUUGAUAACCAGGGAUGCAUCACUCAAAGUAAAAUCCUUUCUGAUUAGUUUAGCGUGAGCAUUGACCCAAUCAGAUAGCAUGUUGCAGACUCCCUUCCAUUCAUUUUUACGUGCAACAAACACUUCCGUUUUCGGCAGUUGGAGGAACUCGUUGUUGAGAUACUGUAUGUCAAAGCUGAUUGGUAACCAGGGGUGUAUUUAAUCCUUCUCGGCUAACACUGACAGCAGUGCUACUGCUACAGUCAAGAGCGACUAGCUCUUGCUGUUAUCAGUUACACACAUUCGGUGUCACCGUGAAAAAAGGUGGAACCUUUGGUAGGGUUAAUAAAAACUGUUUGUUUUAAUCUCACCCUCUACUGUUUCUGCUCCACCAAAGUAACGCUACUUAAUUUUCCUCACAACCGCGCCAACAGGUUUGUUCUGCUACCGUCUUCCUGAAUCAAGUCUGCACAUGUGCAGUAAGAAGAUGGAAUAGUCCAUUGCAUGAGACGGGGACAGCCCAGGACACGGUGGAGACUAUGUCUCCCAGCUGGCCUCGAAAUGCCUCGCGAUCCCCCCGGAAGAGCUGGAUGAAGGGGCUGGGAAGAGUGUAGUCUGGGCGUCCCUGCUGAAGCUACUGCCCCCGCGACCCGACCUCGGAUAAGCGGCAGAAAAUGGAUGGAUGGAUGGAGGAUGUGGCAGAGACCGGUGAGUGGCAGAGUUUACACUGAGCUGGACUUCGACCAAGAGGAAAUUAAGGCCAAGCUGCUGGGCUUUCCUGGAGGCACCAUUGAGCUUUCCAAACAGGAGUCUGGCAUUGCUGUCCUUACGAUCAACAACCCUUCCCGCAUGAACGCCUUCUCCGGCAGCAUGAUGGUGCAGCUGGAGGAAAAGGUGAGUCAACUGGAGCAGUGGUCAGACGGAAAAGGACUCAUACUUCAGGGUGCUGCGGGAACUUUCUGUUCUGGAUCAGACCUUAAUGCUGUCCAAGCCAUAUCAAAACCUCAAGAUGGCAUGAAGAUGUGUAUGUUUAUGCAGAAUGCUCUUACAAGACUACUCAGGCUGCCUAUGAUCUCUGUUGCUCUCGUGGAGGGGAGAGCGGUAGGUGGAGGCGCAGAACUUACUACUGCCUGUGAUUUCAGAUUAAUGGCACCUGGCAGUGUGGUCCAGUUUGUACACAAACACCUGGGUGUGGUCCCAGGCUGGGGCGGAGCUGCUCGACUGGUCCAUCUUGUUGGAAGCCAAAAUUCCCUGAAAUUGCUCAGUGGUGCUUCAAAAGUGGACCCUGAAUUUGGCGUCCAGAUACGGCUGGCAGAUGGAGUUCUUAAAGACCCUCAGGUUGAGGAAGGUGUGGGGACUGUCCUACAACAGGCUGAAAAGUGGCUCUGUCACUACACUACAGGACCACCGUCAGUGAUCCAGGCUAUUAAAAAAGUAGCGUUGUCAGGGAGAGAGCUCCCUCUAGUGGAGGCUCUGAGGACUGAGAAGCAGGUGUUUGGGACUGUUUGGGGGGGUCCAGCCAACCUACAGGCAUUAACCAGUAAGUCUAAAUACAAAUGAGCAUGUCAUACUGACCAAAUUUAAGACUUGCAUAAUUGCAUUUAAUCCGACUGUGGAAACUGUGCAGGUCAAACUUGGAAUAAAACCUUGCUGCUGUGCAUUUUAGCAACUGUGUUAAUCUACAGAGUAUGUCAUGCAUAAAAAUAUACUUACCAUUUAGAAUUACACCACUCGUUCAUUUUGCAAUUUCAUGAUUAUAGUUUUAAGAAAUUGGAUCUUCCAGUCUUGGGAUCGUGUGUCAUUUGAUAGCUGAUGUGAUACUGUUACCAGCUUGUUUCAUUGAUACGGUUUAGUAGGGUGUCCUCUUCAUGAGGGAUAUUGAAAUACUGUAUUAUUUAACAUCUUUAUUACGGUUUUAAUUAUUUUUUUUGUCUCUACUUACCUUUGACCUUAUGGUUUUUAUUAUAUUUGUAUUAUUAUUAAAGAGACCACAAUCAAGCA
Messenger RNA from Phyllopteryx taeniolatus (common seadragon), 2240 nucleotides. RefSeq names its product enoyl CoA hydratase domain containing 1 (gene echdc1). Bases 918 to 1799 code for a protein of 293 amino acids. Gene Ontology annotation, molecular function: enoyl-CoA hydratase activity. Lineage: Eukaryota; Metazoa; Chordata; Actinopteri; Syngnathiformes; Syngnathidae. Gene Ontology annotation, biological process: fatty acid beta-oxidation. The record is from RefSeq and is a predicted model, not a curated record. The transcript is spliced from 6 exons. Gene Ontology annotation, cellular component: cytosol.